Messenger RNA from Hemiscyllium ocellatum (epaulette shark), 4724 nucleotides. It is a transcript of the gene rab35b, whose product is annotated as RAB35, member RAS oncogene family b. Gene Ontology annotation, cellular component: endosome membrane; plasma membrane. The coding region runs from base 115 to 720 and encodes 201 amino acids. Lineage: Eukaryota; Metazoa; Chordata; Chondrichthyes; Orectolobiformes; Hemiscylliidae. The record is from RefSeq and is a predicted model, not a curated record. Gene Ontology annotation, biological process: endocytic recycling; Rab protein signal transduction. Gene Ontology annotation, molecular function: GTPase activity; GTP binding. The transcript is spliced from 6 exons.
AGCCGAUCUUAGCGGGAGCCGGAUAGUCGCAGCCGCCCUGCACAAACAGCCGGAGGAAGCGGCGCCGCCACUGAGAGACUGAACCGAGCGAGGUGUCUGCUCAGCGCCGCUGUCAUGGCCAGGGACUAUGAUCAUCUCUUUAAGCUGCUCAUCAUCGGAGACAGCGGUGUGGGGAAAAGCAGUCUGCUGCUGCGAUUUGCAGAUAACACCUUUUCUGGCAGUUAUAUUACUACGAUAGGAGUAGAUUUUAAGAUAAGAACUGUGGAAAUCAAUGGAGAGAAAGUAAAAUUGCAGAUCUGGGAUACAGCUGGGCAAGAACGAUUUCGAACCAUCACUUCCACGUACUACCGAGGCACGCAUGGGGUUAUAGUAGUAUAUGAUGUGACCAGUGCAGAAUCCUUUGUAAACGUCAAGCGAUGGUUACAUGAAAUAAACCAGAAUUGUGAUGAUGUGUGUCGGAUACUAGUUGGCAACAAGAAUGAUGACCCAGCUCGCAAAGUGGUGGAGACCAACGACGCACAGAAAUUUGCAGAACAGAUGGGCAUUCAGCUUUUUGAAACUAGUGCGAAGGAGAACCUCAACGUUGAAGAGAUGUUCAACUGCAUCACGGAGCUAGUUCUGCGGGCCAAGAAAGAGAACUUAGCCAAACAGCAGCAACAGCAGCAGAAUGAUGUCAUCAAACUAUCCAAAAAUAGUAAAAAGAAGAGAAAGUGUUGCUAACGAGGAACAACAACAAAAAAGACUUCUUUGCAAUGAACAGUCCCUUUCACUUGGACUUGUAUAUCAUGAAGUCAAAAAUGGACAUUUUCUUUCCACACACCAUCCCCAAUCCCCACUCCCAGGCUGGAAGGAUAACGUACAACAGCAGAUGUGGGAUCUUGCCAGCUCAGUGGUUUUGCUCCCAGAUUUCAGCUUCUGAAUUAUUUUUCACCCUGUAUGAAAGUGACUGCGCCGAUGUAGCUCAGUGCCAAGAUUGGAUUUGAUCGUCUCAUUCCAGUUUGAUUUUGUGUGGAUGUCUCGAAGAUCAAGUGACUUGACUCACCCAUGGGUUUUAAAAACCCUGCACAUGAUGUACACCUUUCAGCUUCUAAUGCCACUUGUUUUCAUCGACGCUUUGCCUAAUCCUUUCAGAUGCCAAGAAAUCAUGAAUCACCUUCGUUCUUCUCUUUUUAUUUUUAAGAAAGCAGAAUUCUUUGAAUCAAGCUACUGACUAAUAUUGACAUAACGCCACUUGCUCCUUCCAUUCCUUUAUUGUUCCCUGCAUUUGAUUCCCCUUGACAUUACCUGAUUUAUAGUUUGUUUGGGGCUGAUGGUGGAGGGGGAGUUUAAGCUAACCGUUUUGAAGAGAUGAAGGGGCAAAGGCUCACCACUGGACUAGGUGUUUUAUUAAUGGUAUUCAAGAGUCCCUUUUUUGCAUUUGAACUUUUUUUUUACCAUCAAUUAAUUAACUAACUGCUCUGCUAUUUAUACUGAAAGGGGGUCCAGAAAUUUUGGUUGGCAUUUACCUUGUGUGGAAUAGUAACUAGCCUUUUUCUAUAACAGGUGGGGAGAAGUAUAAACUGGGGUUGGGUGGGGGGAGGACGUUUUAAAAUAAUUUAAAAAAAAAGCAAGGUGAAUGAACAUGGUUUUUAAAAAGCUUGUUGAUCAUGUAUGUUAACUUGGUUUGUGUUUAAACCUCAGUCCUCCAGCCUGGACGCAGGUGAUUGAUUUGUGAUGGUGUCUCACUGCAAACAGCACAAAGUCUGAGUCCCACCACGUAAUAACUGCACACAUUACAACAUGGGGGUUAUUGCAUUUGAAAUGCACAUAUUUCGUCUUAGCUUGUCCAAUGGUCUUUCGCCACUGGAACAAGAGUUUUGUACCUAGACCAUGUGGCUGGAGUCAAAAUUUGUACUGCUAGGUCUGAGGGGCCUUGUGUGGAGAGAUUUCUGGCAGCCCCAAUCCACUUUACAAUGGUCCAGCCCUGCUACUUCAUUAGUUUUGCAGCUCUAGCCUGCGAAGCCAUCAAUUGGCUGGGAAAUAGUUAAAAUGGCCAACUUGAAAUGUGGAUUGCUGUGCUAAGACUGGAGCAGAAUUGAGGGAGCUUUGCUCUGCCCUUGCUGUUACCGGAGUUUGGAGCGCUAGAGGGAGAAAUAUGGAGAGCUGUACUUUGUAUCCAACCUGAUCUGUUUAAUGUUGACACAGUCACUGAAAGGAAAGUCACUUUUCCCCAGCACCAAUAUUUAAUAGCUUUGAACACGGCACCCCACAAAAUAUAUACUGACCCAUUAUCACCUGAUCUGCGUGGAGAAUCAGCCAAUCCUGCUGGGGAGGUGGAUGAACACUGGAUUUGAGUUCACAGUGCAAUCUGAAUGGGUGGAAUCUGCAACACAAAACUGCCCAAAAUUGACUGCUAAUUAUUAUUAAAUUAAAAGAUUUGUGUCAUGUGGUUUGCCGGUGUGGGGAAUGGAAAGGGCUAACUGGAGGGAGGUUGAAGCCUCAUUGGUCGCUGCACUGGGAGUUCUACCUUGGUUCAAAACUGUGUAUCUAACCAGGCAAGUACUUGAUUGGGAAUAGUGGAUGCCAAUAUUUUUUAACAGGCUGUUGAAUAAAAGCAACUUAAAUAACUAUUAUUUUAAAAAAAUUACCGUUUACUGACAGUUUUAAAGAAAAUGUACUCUUUGUCUACACGGUGGACAUCAAAAGAGAAGACCUACUUUGCAAGGUGUUAUUGUGGAAUCCCUUCUGUUCAAAGAUGUAUCUUAAUAUCUGAAAUCUUGUGGCAUUUGGUUAUGCAACUGUUCGUAAUGACAAUUAUGUAUUAAAACACAGAAAUUGUUGCAAAAUGUGGUGCAAGCUGCAAUGUCCUAUGUUCCUCACAUACCCUUAUCGUGCCACACGCAUGCAGGAUGUGCUCACCUGACUGCGUGUGCACCUCCUGUAUGUGUAGCUUCCAUCCACACGGUAUGGCUUUUGCCACCAUACUUGGUUAUGGGUGCCUGCAAACUUUCUUCAAUUUGCUUUAUACCUUUUUGCAGUUAUUUGCCCUAAGAUGCCUGGGCAAGUGAAAAAGUGAAUUUGUUGCUAAAUAACUGAGAUGUUUAGGUAUUGAAUUCCUUAGUUGGACCACUAUGGCCAAUACCUGGGCACCACACUUUAGGAAGGACAUCUGUCUUUGAGUUUGCAGAGAUUUAUUAGAAUAGUAACGGGGUGAAAGGCUUUAUUUUUGGGGAGAAAUUACAAAUGAAACUCAGGUGGCGCUCUCUUUCUUCAGAGAGCUGAACUGAAGAUUUCAUUAUGUUAAAGAAUCAUGAAGGAUUUUGAAGAAAUGAGAUGGCAGGAGAUUCUAUAAUCACACCGCUCAGAUUGACCGUAAUUGAUAAAACAACCUGAGGUGACCAGCAGAGAAAAGAAAAUUAGUUGCAUUAUAAUCUGAAUUACACUGUCUGAAAGAGUGGUGAAUGUAAUGUGAUGAACUUGGAAAUGGAAAAAUUUGCAAGGCUUUGAGGGAAUCAUCAGCAGAAUGGGACUAAUUGAAUCACUCAGAGCAGACAGAGGAAUAAUAGGUCAAAUGGCUGCCUCCUGUACUACAUCAUUCUCUAAUUUUCUUGAAGUUGUCAGGAUUACAGGGCUAGGAUGAGAGGGGUGGAUCUGGUUGGGGUGCUGUUGGGAGGGUUGGUGUGGACUCGAUAGGCUGAAAAGCCUGCUUCCACACUGUAGGGAUUCUGAUUCAAAAAUCUUGUACAUGAAGACCCCAAGUGGGCAUCCUUUUGUUCGUAUCUUCAGAGACUGGUCCACAAACUUUGUUAGCGUGGAUGCAUUGUUUGUGUAUCUAUGUAUCUAUUAUUGAUGAGGAGUCUCAUGGUGCAAUGGGAAUGUAACUCUGAGCCAGGAGGCCCCAUUUCAGUCCUAGCUGCUCCAGCGGUAUCAUAGUUCAUCAAAACAGGUUGAUUUUUUAAAAAUAUCUUUUUAUUGAUGUUUUGUGUGUGCAAGAGUUGUGCUUGAUAAAUGUAUUUGCAUAUUCUUAAACUCCAGCCUUAUUUGACUCUUGCAUAUACACCACAAAUGAAUGUAUAUUGUGUGUGUGUUCCCAAUUCAUGGUUGUGAGCACAACUCAUUACUGUAUUUGCAUGUGUGUGUACACAUCUGAAUACAUACAAGCUCUCUGAAAACUGUUAACUGAAACCUUUUCUUUAUGUCUGUGUUUAUAUUGUCAUUAACGUUGUGUAGAUGCUUUACACAUAAGCUAUUUCUUGUUUAAGUGAUUCCUUUAAGCUGUGUGCAUAUAUAGCAAUCGUGCACAGGCUGCUCACAAGCAUUCCCCCUCAGGUACAGCACAACAAAAAGAUAUUUGUGAAUCAACAUAAACUGCACCCAACAAACUUUCAAGGAUUGUAGUCUUUGCAUAUUGUGUGCUUUGUCUGUAUCCAUUGGUGCACCUGGUACAUGUGCUUAACUUACUCCUUUAAUUCAUUCAGAGUGUGUGGACAUUGCUGCCAGGCCAGGAUUUAUUCCAAUCCCUAGUUGCCCUUCAAGGUGGUAAGAUUAGAGUGGUGCUGGAUAGCAGGUCAGGCAGCAUCCGAGGAGCAGAAAAAUCGACGUUUCGGGCAGGAGCCCUUCAUCAGGAAUCAAGGUGGUAACUCCAUUUACUUAUUCCUGUGUAUGGGACUUGUAUGAUGGUCAGGUUUGCAACUACUUUGAGUGUGCAUGUGGUUUUGCAUUUGCUGUCUACAGUUCUUUCUAAA